GAAUUGUCAGAAAACAAUCUGUCAAAGUAUGACGUGUUUCGGGAUCAUCCUAACGUAAUUUAAGUAUUACAUUGUUGUACUGAAAUUUCUAAUUGAUUCUGUUGAAGAAAAUAGUGAUCACUAAAAUAAAGGAGACUUUGAACAGUCAGUGAAUAAUAUUCAGUAACAGAUUCCAACUGCACUCCGCAUUAAAUCAGUAUAUCAGAGAUGUACUAAACGAGACAAACGCCUGCGUUUGAUUGGCGAAAAGAUGCACCAUAUUUAUGAAACUGUUAAAAAACCUCAACAAAAGUGUAAUACCAAUCUCAGUUUCAAGGAACUAUUUGGUUUAUCGAAGCGAGUGAGACACUUUUGCUCUGCCAUUUAAAAUAAUUGUUCCAUAUAUGAAUUUACAAAAAAAAUGUUAGAGUGAUUUUUUAUAUUUGUCAUAUAACAAACGGGGUUACUGGAUGUAGUAUUAAUGGAACAAGUACCUAGUACAAUAAACAUGACAAAAUCAGCUGCGUGAUGAAGCUUUGUUUACAUCUUUUAUGCACUAUCGGAGAUCAUCGCGUAAAAGUAACUAAAUAAUAGUGUUAAAGUAAUUUAGCAGAUAUAGAUAUAUUAAAAAAACCGAUAGAAUAACAACCAUAAGUAUCUGCAACUGUUAAUACAAAGUUUUGUGAGUGCAAUGUGUCAAUCGUUUUUUUUUUUUGUUAUCAUCCAUCCCACCACACUACGAAACAAUGGUUUAGUAAAACCCCUUUGCGAUGUUUUAAAUAAACUUAAGUAAAUGAGCAAUUCAAUUCAGUGUUAUAAAUAUGAAGGCGUAUGCACAGUUUUGUGUAUGCAAUAAGUGCUACAGCAGUUGUGUUGUGUUUUUUGUAAAGUGUAAUUGUAGUCACUGCAAAUAGAUACGGAAAGUGUCAUGUAAUAUCAAAAAAACAUAGUACUGCCAUAAAAUAGGAACAGUCGCCACGAAUAAUUUUUUAUCUGUUACAUUGAUGAACUAUCCACCAUAAUGAACGGUUCUAAAAUAUUGAUGUUGCAAUCUAUAAUAUAAAAAUGCAGUUCGGUCUGUCUGUCUGUCUGAUCCAUAUAGGCUCGAAAACUCCGUACCGAUCGACGUCAAAAUUUGUAUGUAGUGGUUUUUGGUGCCGUUAAAGGUUCCUAUGAUAGUUUGAGACCCCGCCCUCUUCUGGAAGAGAGGGGUUCCAUACAAAUGAAACACAAAUUUCUGCACAUCUCGACAACUAAUCAACUAAAUGGAACCAAAUUUGGCAGGUAAAUAUUCCGGAAAAGUUCCUCUACACAUCUCACCACCACCUCCACCUCCACCUUCACAGUCGUCAUCGGAGCAAAAUCUGAAGAAAAUGGGUAUUCCGGAUACGCAAUCUGAUUUUAAUCAAUGGUUGCAUGCAAUGAAAAUGGUAGCACGACUGCCCGGAGGAAUACCUCCAGAUUUUCGUCGGAAGUUAUGGAUGGCUCUCUCGGAUCGUUAUCUCCAAACGAAAAAAAUCAACUGGGAGCAGGAAAGCAAAACAUAUUUGAGUGAGCAGUCGAAUGAAGAUGACGAAGAGCUAGGAAUUCAAAUAGUGAAGGAUCUACAUCGAACAGGUUCUAGUCUAUGUACCGGUCCUUCUGGCGCAGUGAACCAGGCCAAACUAAAGCGAGUUCUGCUAGGAUACUCAAGAUUCAAUCCAGAAGUAGGUUAUUGUCAGGGAUUCAAUAUGCUUGGAGCCUUGAUUCUUCAAGUUAUGGAUAAAAACGAAAUAGAUUCAAUGAAAGUUAUGAUUUUGCUGAUAGAAGGGUUGCUACCGGCUGGAUAUUUUUGUGGUUCACUAGGUGGGCUUCAAGCGGAUAUGGCGGUCUUUCGUGAUCUCUUAGGAACAAAGUUACCUAAGCUAGCUCGCCAUUUGCAAAAGCUACAAGGACCUGAAUGUGCUUUUGAACCUCCUUUGACAAACGUGUUUACAAUGCAAUGGUUCCUCACAUUAUUCUGCACCUGUCUACCUAUUCCUGCAGUGCUUCGAAUUUGGGAUUUGAUUUUAAUCGAGGGUAGUGACGUUUUAUUACGUACUGCCUUAUCCAUCUGGGGACUACUAGAAAGUCGCAUUUUACAAACCAAAACUGCUGACGAUUUCUAUUGUAAAAUGGGUGCACUUUCGUCCGAACUUGUCAAUGGCAAUCUUAUAGACUGUAAUGAACUCAUCCAAAGAAUUGUCGAUAUAGGACCUAUUGCAGAUUUGGACCACCUACGUGAAAAACAUUUGACAAGUAUAACGCAAUUAAAUGAAUCUUCCAAUCUUAGGAUAUUUUACUCUGACGAUGAGUGUGAAUCCGAUGAAGAAUCACGAUUAACAGUAACUGCAACUGCAUGGGGUCUGCGUUCCGGAAGAAGGUCUUCUUUAGGGUUUUCGACAAAUAUGCGCAAUUCUGGCGAAGGAAAAGAAAAAAUUAAUCUCGAUAUAUCAUUAUUGAAGAAGCAGUACGUUAAACUACGAGAGCGCCAAAGACAGGCUCAUAUCAUUUUGACUGCUGCAGUAGCUAGACAGUCCACUUCAGGAACACAGAGCAGUAGCACACAACAAAUACAGCAGCUGCUAGUAGGUAAAAACGCUAUACUAAGUAACAAAGGAAAGCGGUUGGGUCCACCACAAGGCGCUGUACCGCCUGCGCGUGUCUCAAAAGUGGGUAAGCAAUCUAAAUUGAGUACGUCAAAACCAAUUGAAACCUUACAUUGGAAAGAUAUGGACGAGAAGCAACGACGAGGCAGUAUAAAGCGGAAAGAUGUGCAAAAGGAUAAUAGAAAACCUACAGUAAAAGACGAUUUCGAUUUAGCGAAACAGGAACCUCCGAAGCUGAUCAAAUCGCUAAGUGCGUCAUCUGCAAUUAGUAACUUAUCCGAAAGCGGAGUCAAACGGCGCAGCGAAUCAUCAUCUUACAGCGAAGAAUCAGAUGUUGACUCAAGUACUAGUACCUCACUGUGCGAUGACGAUCUCCAAUUACUGAGUGCUUCUUCACUUGAAGCUUCUCCAAUGAAACGACGUUUGACACCGGACAGCAUUCAAGAAGUGCCUGACGAAGAGCGAUUGAUUGUGACUUCUGAUGAUGUAUCAUGUUACAAUAGUUCUGAGGUAGUUGAUGCUCAAAAUAUUGGAUUUACUCUAUCAGGCAUUGCAGAAGAAAGUUUUAUUGAGCCACAUAAUAAUUCGACGACUGUUAAACUUAACUCCAACAAGCAUGAACAAGAUAACGAUGUUUCAGCGAACAUUGUGAAACAUAAAUAUCCAGAUUUAGUAUUACCUAGUCCUUCAAACGAUGAAUCGCUCCCAAUUACGAUUACAAGUACAAACCAAUUAUCCCCCAUCCCUGAUAUAUGUCAUUAUGUCAGUAUGUCUACGAUAAGUCCCUUGAGGACCCCAUCAUCGAUUGUGGAUUUUUCUGAUUAUCUUAAUAAUAUACCAAAUGAGAGCAUUGCAGCAAAUGCAGUGUCCAAGGAUGUUAAAAGUAAUGUGGAGUUCAACGUAAACGAAGAAGGAGUAACCAAUCAGCUCUUCGAAAGAAUGAAUGUAGCUGAGCGUCCUAAUAAAUUAGAUUUAAUUGUAUUCAAAGAAAGAAAAGUUAGCGAGUCUCUAGCUAACACGACUGAAAGCAUAGUUGAUCAAAGUGAUAACACAUCAAAGAUAGAUAAUUACAGCUUCACAGAUGCCUCUAGCAGGACAUCAAUAUCUGCAUCUUUUGUCCGUGAAUUACCAACAGGAGCAGCACAACACAACGAUGUACCAUUUUUACCAUCAAAUACUGAUAUGUCAACUAUUAUUUCUGCAAAUUCUCCAACUCAAAAAGGACAUAGAUUUCAAAUAGUAAGUGCAACGACGCCAUCACCGAAAAAUAGUCCAGAAAAUGGUGAUGUAAAUUUUACAAGUCGCGUAAGAUUUUUGAAAGAAAAAUCCUUUUCAAUGGAUGAUCCAAUUAAAAGUGAUGAUAUUCAUCAAGAAGAUAUCGCUAAGAGAUCUGCUUCAGAAGGUUUGGUGUCAGCGGAUUUGAAUUCGUAUAAAUGCAAUAAAAUGUUUGAAAUUAUAAAAGAAAACUCACUGAUUUUAGAUCGCAUGAUCAAAAAACCCAACCGAAAUGAUAUAAGCUGCUUGAACGAAAGUAUUGAUUGUAGUAGUAAUGAUAGGACGGAUGUGAAUUGUAAUGAUAAUAUUAGGACAGAUAUGGAUGACUUGAAAUGUUCAAAUUUGAACCAAAACGAAGACGAAAUACAAACAGAAAAUGAUGAUAAUUCCAACACAUCUCCAAAUGUAACAGAUUCUCUAAAAACAAAUUAUGCUUGUUCGAUUACUGGCAUUGAACAAACACGACUACUAUCGAACAUAAUGCUUCAGAAAAAACUUGAGCUCAAAUCAAAUACGUUAGGAAUUGAAAACGUGGCAAAACUGACUUCCAAAAAAAACGGAGAAGCGAAAAUGUGCAACGAAAGUAUCGAUUCUUAUGUUUCUUCCGGGCAGCCUAUAUCUAAAACGGAUCUUUUGAUUAAACGUACAGAAGAACAACUUGCUCGCUUCAAAGAACCGGAACCGCAGGUAUAUUAUAUACGGAAUGAGAAUUUCCAAAAAAAUAUUACACCGGAAGAAGAAAAAGAAUUUUCAUUGACUAAAGCUGUUUCUAAACAAGCAGCAUUAGAAUGCAAUUUUUUGAGCGAGACAUUGAUGGAAGACAUCGAGUUACAAUCAUCAAAAAACACAUUAAAUAAAACAAAUGAGCCAGAUUCACGGCCCAAGGCUUCUAUUACUGUGAAACAACAAAAUUUUCAUAAUCUUGCAUCAUUCGACAAAAGUGGAACAAGUUUGGCAUUUACUGAAGUAGACACUAGAUCGUCUUCAGCAUCUAAAACAGACGAGUUGAUAAAAAAAGGUGAAGAACAAUUGGCAAAAUUUAAAAAUCACGAUAAAAAAGUCUUGGAGCGACUAGAGAAACGCCUCUCUUUAAUUGAUUUCAAACCAGAAGAUAUGAUUUCAAUGAGUCAAGAAAAUUCUGAAAGAAAAACAUACAGUAAAACUGAACAAGUGAUUAAAAAAUCCGAAGAGCAAAUUUCACGUAUUAAAAUCGAAAGUCCGUUUAUUACAAAAAUAUUUCCUACGCGUCCAUUUGAUGAAGAAGUGGGUUCUAUAGACAUCAUGUCGGUUUCGUGUUCAUCUAAAACUGAAGAGAUAAUUAAAAAAACGGAUGAACAACUUGCUAGAUUCAAAGCCGCUGCAGAGAGUAACGCGGAAAAAAGGAAAAGCCGACAUGAAAUCAACGAGUUACUACAAUUACGAGUAGAAUCACCAGACUUGUUGAGCAGAUCUUCUGAUCUUUCUAUUAAAUUCGAAGACAUUUCCAUACGAGAUGAAAGCGAAGCCAUUAUUAUAAAAAAUGCCCAAGCUGAGUUAUUGAAAACGAUUAAAAUACCUGACGAGGUUAAAAGUUCAAAAACCGACACUAUAAUUAAAAGAAUCGAAGAUGGAAAAAUUAAGUUGGGAGAAGACUAUAUAACUACUAUUAAAACAAUUGACUAUCUAAAACAAUCGAAUGCCAAUUUAUCUGCUACUUUAUCUUCGAUAGAGAGUUCAAUUAAAGCGAUCGAUGGACUUUGUGAUCACGAUUCGGAAGUUCAGUCUAACAGGAUAAACGAUACUAUUCAAAACCUAGAAAAAUCUCUUAAACAAUUCGAUAGUUUCUAUGUCGAAACUCCUAUUGUUUUGGUUCACGAUUGUUCCAAUAACAACCGCUGCAGACCUUCAUCAACUAACCGACCCAGCAGACCCCGUAAACGAAGAGAAUAUUCCCCACGGCGAAAAAAAGGCAAAGAUCGCGACGAAAAAAGCACCUUUUACAACCAAACAGAUAACAGUACUGACCAUUCACCUGAUAAUCUAUCAUCGGAUAGAGAAUCCUCGAAGACUUAUACUUUUCAUUCGUUUUACAGUACUUCACCUCCGAUCACACCCAGAGUCGUAUCGCCGCUUACAAUUUCUGCUGAGAAUAUUGAAUACAGGCGACCGCUUUGUUUCAAAAGUUCAUCUCACGACCGCUAUCUCUUACAAAAGGAAGUACAGUUUAUUAAGUUUGACAAAUCACCAUCAUCUCCGAUUAUUAAUAAAUCUUGCCUCGAAUCGCUUUUACCAGCUACUCCAAUUGUAUCAGACCGUACUACGCGGUCUGCUGAAAACUCUCCACCGUUAACGCAUAAUGCAAUCGGUGGUAUUCAGAAUAGUUUACUACAUCACCAAACCAAACAGUGCGGGAGUGAAUACUCACACAUCAAUAAAAGCUGUGAAAAUAUCCUGAUGCGAUUCGACCGCAAAAGUAUAUCAGCCAUAGCUGCUAGCUAUCCGGUAGCCAGCACUAUUUUGCCCUCUCCCACAAUGUGUACGAGCCUUAAUUUAAAACACGAAACUACACUAAAUUUUGAUUUGUCAGCAUCGCCAAAUAAAAAUUUGAACUAACUGUUAUUUACGACUGUAUGUAAAUUAAUUUAAUAAUUAUUUCAACUGUGAUAUAUAGUUAGCGAUAAGCACUUACGAUUUAAAUAUAGAUGAAUGUAAAUCAAAUACGAAUACGAUUUGAAAUUGUUAAAAUUCAAUGUAAUAAACAACAUCUCCAAAUUUUCUCAUCUGAAAUCAGGGAUUAAUGAAUUUA
Wyeomyia smithii (pitcher-plant mosquito) is the source of this 6666-nucleotide messenger RNA. RefSeq lists its product as uncharacterized. Lineage: Eukaryota; Metazoa; Arthropoda; Insecta; Diptera; Culicidae. The record is from RefSeq and is a predicted model, not a curated record. The coding region runs from base 1245 to 6473 and encodes 1742 amino acids. The transcript has 8 exons. Gene Ontology annotation, cellular component: endoplasmic reticulum.